AGGCGACUCAGGAAAAAAAUCGUCAAAGCGAAGUGAAAAAUGGCCAGGGGUGGACGCAGCCUGCGGAGGGUGGCCGAGUGCAUGAAGCAGCUGUCCGCGAGCCGAGAGCUGACGUCCAGGAGCAACUUCAGAUACCUGUCGUCAUGUGGGAUCCUCAUGACGCGUGUCCCUCCUCUGCUGAAUGCCGCCUCAAGUCCUCAGACGGUGUCACCUGCACGCAGCUUCUUCAACCUGACAGACUCCUUCUCCAAGAGGAAGGAGUACUCCGAAAGACGCAUCAUCGGGUAUUCUAUGCAGGAGAUCUAUGACGUAGUGGCUGGAGUGGAGAACUAUCGUCUGUUUGUGCCCUGGUGUAAAAAGUCUGACGUGAUCUUCAGAAGAGCCGGGUUCUGCAAGGCCAAGCUCACCGUGGGCUUCCCUCCUGUGGUGGAGAACUACACCUCUCUAAUCUCGUCAGUGCGCCCCCACCUGGUUAAGGCUUCCUGCUCCGAGGGUAAACUGUUCAAUCAUUUGGAGACAGAAUGGCGUUUCAGUCCUGGGCUUCCUGGAUACCCUCGCACCUGUACUGUAGACUUCUCUAUCUCGUUCGAGUUCCGCUCCCUGCUGCACUCCCAACUCGCACACAUGUUCUUCGACGAGGUGGUGAAGCAGAUGGUUUCCGCGUUUGAGACCCGCGCGUCUCAGGUCUUCGGUGCGGAGACGCCCAUCCCUCGUGAGCUGAUGUUUCACGAGGUCCACCACACGUAGCACCUUCACUGCUGCACGCCCAAACCCAACACCCGAAGCUGACGUCCAAAUAUCUGCGAAGGAGGUUUGAAAAAAAAACAAAACUCCACGAUGUAACCUGCAGUGCCUGUCUCACAACAGACCAACUCCUGAGCGACCGUUUAUCUCCUACAGACAAUCUUCUGCCAACUCUCACUUUGGUGCUUUACAGAUGCUUCUCAUUUCUAUUUAUUUUUUGACAGUGUUCAUAGAAAGUGUUACUAGAAAGUGGGACUGAUUUUGAGUUUGUGUUGCCUACUUUAAUUAGUAAGUGAUGUACACACUCCCGGGCUCACGAUGGCGCUCUAACCACUGUUUUACAUCCAACACUAUCAUGAAACUUAUGUGACUAUAGCUCAUGAGGGAACAGGUCAGAAAUGUUAAAUGCAAUACGAUUAGUUUUGGAUGUAAUGCUUAAAGGUCCAUGUUACGCUUUUAAAAAAAAAUCUUUGUUCUAAUGUUGUUUCCUCAUCACAAACAGACCUGGAGUUUUGUUUCAUUCACAUGUUUAACACACAAACACACCUGCAUAUUUAGGCUACAAUUGGCUGUUUAUAUAAAUAGACAUAGCUAACCUGCUAGCUGCCACGGUCCAAACAGGAAGUGAUCAUGAGCGCGCUUCUGGCUCCAUCGAUUCACUUUACAUUGAAAAUCCGUUCCCCCUCUCUCUAACUGCUGCUGUCAGACUCGUCAUUUUGGUCUUAAAAUGUUCGUAUUAACCCGCUCUACGUGAUCCUGGGGUUUUUAUUUCACUAUUGUGUCCGUGAAUCGAGGUGCAGGUGGGAAAGGGGCGUUACCUUCGACAGCCUCGCUCCGGAUUGGCUCUUUGGUUGCUAUGAUACUCGCAGUCAAAAUCCCAAAUAUGAAUCUCUGCUUCCAAAUUCGCCGCUAUAACCGCUCUAGCCUCGACGAGUCCACUUCUUUACACAGUCUAAGGGUAAUACAGGAAGUGCUCCACUGUGUUUUUAAACUCAGUGAAACAAAACACAACUCCAGGUCUGUUUUUGAGAAGGGAACAGCAUUAGAACAUGACUUAACGCUCACAGGAGUCAAUUUUGCAUGGUAUCGGACCUUUAAAUUAACUAAGCUACAGUAUUUGGGACGUAGUGGUGGUGGUGGUAGUUGCAGUAAUAGUAGUAAAAAAAACCUCUUUGGUCUUAUUUCUUGGACUCAGGAGUUGACUUCUCAGGGACUAUUUUCUACACGAGGGCUUAAACUUGCGCACAGCUGGAUAUUUUUCGAUGCAGUUUACACACAAAAGGUGAAUAAAACAGUGGUUACAGCAGCGUGGGAAGUAGUUGAACUUGGUUGAAAGGGUUAAACAUCUUAAAUGGCAUUGUAUAACUUCACACUAUAACUUCUCUCUAAAAAAAAAAAAAAAACACCAGUGAUUUCAGAAUGGAGCCAUGUUUGUCUUAUUAACUUGGAUCAGUCGAUAGUCGAUGGGGUCAAAAGACAAAUUUACACCAAACUUCUGAAGGGUUCCAUUAGCACCUUAAUAUAGUAUCAUAGUUUCAAAUGAAUGUGCUCAUGUCAAUAGUUGGGGCAAGUUGCUAUACAUACAAUAUAUAAAUAAAUGUAUUAAUUCAUAUAGAGCUAUACAAAAUGGACACUGGCAGCGGUUACAAGCUCACCAAAAUCUGAUUAAUACCCGUUUUCUAGAUCUUUAAAAUCCAACAUGUGAGGAAGCAGAGGGACCACGAUCAGAAAAAAAACGCAAGAAGAAUUUGCUGUUUACGUUUCAGUUUAAAGGGCCCAUAUUACACUAUUUUUUUUCAGAUCUAUGUUUAUAAUGUCGUUUCCUCGUCACAAACAGACCAGGAGUUGUGUCGUGUUUUGUUUCAUUCACACACGUUUAACCCACAAACACACCUGCAUAUUUAGGCUGGGUUCUUCUCUCACACUGAAAACACUCUCUUCCACCUUGUGAUGUCAUCAAGUGGUAAUACAGGAAGUGCUCUACUGUGUUCUUAAACUCCAAUACACCUUCACUAGAAUAAUUUGGAUCAUUUCAGCACCUGGAAAGACCAAUCUCUACUGAACUAAAGGUAAAAGAUUGCAGAGAACUUGAAAAUUACCACUUUGUGACAUCACAAGGUGGAACAGAGCAUUUUGAGCUUUGGAGAUGUAGACAGACUAAUAAUAAAGUGUGAUAGAAACAAAACGCAAAAGGUCUGUUUUUGAGGAGGUUAAAGUUCACAAGAGUCAGUUUUGUGUAAUACAGGACCUUUUAAUAAUCUUAGAGUUGGAGUGUGCAUGUAACUGCAGCCACUGCCACAGGAAUAACUUGUAAAUGUGUGUUUUAAGAAUUAAUCUGGAUUUUUCAAUAUUAUAACAUAAAAGACUGCAGAUCGACCAGUGCAGAGUAUACGUACUGUUUACUAUCAGAAGAGGCUGAUGGUUUUGUUUGUGGAGGAAGUAUUUUUCAUGUUACACUGAGCUCUCAAAGGAGAAUAUCUCUAAUGGGAGCCUAAUAUGGGCCUAGUAUGGGCCGAGUAUGGGCCUAAUGUUUGCAAAAUAUUUUUUAUUUAGUUUUUGACAGUUUUUAGAGUGCAAUAUCUGUUUUUUUUACUGCAUCUCAGCAGCCCGCAGACCCACAGACAGAACAGGACCCAGAACGGUCUGUUCCCAAAAGCAGAAUUCCAGUGAAUCGUAGUUCUUACUCACAGUGCCUCGUUAGCCUGCUGGCAGCGUUUCUCAGUAUAAAUAUGUACACAUUUUAUAUUUAUUAGUUUAGACGUAGAUUACACAUUUGAGCUUUUAGUGGAUUUCACAAUAUUUCUGUUUGUCUAUUGGGAAAUACUUGUCUGUACAUGAUGUGACGAGAGACUUCAGAAAUGUAUUGACUGCAUGAUUUAUAAAACAUAUUUUUC
Molecule: messenger RNA, 3638 nt
Organism: Periophthalmus magnuspinnatus
Lineage: Eukaryota; Metazoa; Chordata; Actinopteri; Gobiiformes; Gobiidae
Gene: coq10b
Product: coenzyme Q10B
Exons: 5
Coding region: 40-747 (235 amino acids)
Biological process (GO): ubiquinone biosynthetic process; cellular respiration
Cellular component (GO): mitochondrion
Molecular function (GO): ubiquinone binding
Source: RefSeq, a predicted model, not a curated record